CUACUUCCACCAGCUCUGAAGUGGAGCUUGACAAAGCCAAGCCUAAGGAGAAUGGAACACAUGGUAAGGCAUGCCCUCAAGAAAAACAGCCAGAAGAAGAGAUACGAAAAGUACCGAAGAGGCCAGGACCAUAUUUUUAUAUCGGUGGAUCUAAUGGGGCUGGACUUGUGAGCAUCUAUUGCCAGAGCAGAGGUUGGCAGCGUAUCUAUGACAACAGAAGAGAGGAUUAUGCACUGAAAUGGUGUGAAAUCAAGUGCCGAGAGACCUAUUACCAUUUCAAAGAAGGUGAUCAGCUUCUCUAUCAGAUUCCCAACAAUGGAGUCCUCACCAGUAAGAUAGGGCUUCUCUGCUGCCUGAGAGAGCAAGAGCAAGUGAUGAAAAAGAUCAGUAGGAGCACUAAUUCCAAGUUUCUGAAGAUGGAAGAAUUCUUCCCAGAAUCUUUUCGCCUGGACUUAAAAGAUGAGAGAAAUGCCUUUUUUGAGCUUCACAAAGAAGAACAGAUUUGGAUCUGCAAACCAAGUUGCUCUAACCAAGGUCGAGGAAUUUGCCUGCUUAAAAAUGCAGCUGCUGUCAACACCCUUCAAGCCGAGCUCCGCGGCACUGAGGAAUACCUACACAGUAAGAGGGUGCCAUACAAGGCUCCCCGGGCGAGAAUAGUGCAAAGAUACAUUCACCAGCCUCUGCUCCUGGAAGGGAAGAAGUUUGAUGUCCGGUCCUACCUCCUCAUUGCCUGCACAGCACCAUAUGUGUUAUUUUUUGGCCAAGGUUAUGUCCGGUUGACCUGUGUCGAUUAUGAUGCUGCUUCUGAUGAUCUGACUGUUCACCUCACCAACCAGCACAUGCAGAAGAAGAACUCCCUGUACAGCCAGUUGAAAGAUGAGACAGUUUGGCGGAUGGAGAACUUCAACAGCUACGUUAAUGAGAAGUUCAGAAAAAACAAUGGCCUCCCCAAAGACUGGGUUUUCACUGUGUUUACUAAAAGGAUGCAGCAGAUCAUGCUGCAGUGCUUCCUGGCAGCCAAGAACAAACUAGAUCGCAAGCUUGGCUACUUUGAUCUCAUCGGCUGUGAUUUUUUAAUCGAUGAAAACUUUAAGGUCUGGCUUCUGGAGAUGAAUGCAAACCCAGCAUUGCAUACCAACUGCAAAGUCUUGAAAGACGUCAUCCCAGCUGUAGUCUAUGAAAGUCUUGAUUUGGUUCUUGAGGUUUUCCACAAGCGCCUCAAAGGCCAGAGUGUUUUGCCUUUAGAGACACUCCGUCAUUUUGUGCUUCUCUAUCACGAGGAUGCUGCAGACCUCGGCCAGAAACAACCCUCGAAGCUCAGAACUGGCCUGUGCACAGGCCGAUUUCUGCAGCCACACACAGGCAGCGCUAGCCACUUCGGUGAUAGCCACGCAGCAGCUCGUACUUAUGGUAUCGGGCCACCAUCUCGGCAGGAAACGAUGACGCUUGGGGAGCUGAGGAGAUGGGGAGGGAGGGAGAGAGGUCUGAAACCAACAGGAAGUGCUUUUACAUCUCAGACGCUGCUGCUUCUGACCCGAGAGGAAUUCAAACGAGCAACAGAAGUACUGUGGGGAAGAACUCCGGAGGAACUAGCAAACUUGUUGGUCACACAGCCUAUCAGUGGCUGGGAAGGGAUGAACAUCCACUCUCUUGGAGAAAUUAUUUGGUCCUCCUUGGUUUUUCUGAGAAGUUAUUGCAUGGAGGAGAUGUGUGAACGUUACAUCGUGCUGUCCCCCUUCCACUUGCUGAUUCUUUCAGUGGAUCGUACACAGAAGGCGUUUGUUUAUGAGGGUCUCCUUCCUCUUGCUGGGAUGCGUCUGAGAGAGAUUGUGAGUGCUAUCAGCCACACAUUUGAAAUUUCUGGGUCCAUGAUAGAAUCCCGGCUUAUUUGCUGCCAGAAUUCAGCUGACUUCAACAUGUGGGUUCAAAAUCUCCAGCACCAAAUCAAGAUGGCAAAUGCUCACUGCCCAGUCAGUCCCAACAAUAACAUCUCUUUUCUGGUACCAUGUGAUGAACCAUGGAAGAAAAGGGAGCUGAUGAGACACCUGUUGUGUAACACCAUUCUGAAGUGGGAAGGAAAACCUAUUCAGCAUCUGGGAAGGAUACAGUAUUUGACCAUGGUGCAAGUGGCUAGUGGCUGCAUGGGGGACUCUCAGGAAAGACUGCUGAUCUUAUUUCCAGAAUAUCUGCUUUUCCUCUCUGUGGAUAAGGACAGAACUACAAUCACAUACAAGGGAAAACUCCCCCUAACUGGAAUCCAGGCAAAGGAGAAAUCUGCUAUGCUGGGGAGGUUACAGUUUGAAAUUACAGGAAGCCUGACAGAGCCAAUCCUUAUCACCUGUUCCACAGCAGAGGAUUAUGAAAAAUGCCUCUUCUACUUACAGAAGCUAAAAGAUGAGGAAAUCCCCAGAGCUCACUGGGGCCCCAAACACCCGUGA
Tauraco erythrolophus (red-crested turaco) is the source of this 2438-nucleotide messenger RNA. It is a transcript of the gene TTLL10, whose product is annotated as tubulin tyrosine ligase like 10. Gene Ontology annotation, biological process: protein polyglycylation. NCBI's taxonomy places the organism in Eukaryota, Metazoa, Chordata, Aves, Musophagiformes, Musophagidae. The record is from RefSeq and is a predicted model, not a curated record. Gene Ontology annotation, molecular function: protein-glycine ligase activity, elongating.